Messenger RNA from Racocetra persica, 245 nucleotides. The record is from the annotation of a GenBank genome assembly. Lineage: Eukaryota; Fungi; Glomeromycota; Glomeromycetes; Diversisporales; Gigasporaceae.
AUGUCUAAGUAUUUUACUUCUCAUAUUCUAUCUGCAAAAUGUUUAGAAAUGGCACAAUAUCUUUAUUUUGUCGCAAGUCACAUGGAAUUAGAUGUUGUCAAAAUCAUUAAUGAGGAUCCCAAUUUUAAUUUGGCAGAUAGGUUUAUUAAGGACUUUUAUGAUUCUAAAAAGAUCUUGUUAAAAUUAAUGAUUACCAAGGUUGGUGAGAACAACAUUCAAGAAGUGUGGAAGAUUACAGACAUACG